AUUCUUCCCGCUCGCCCUCGGAGCCCCACCGCCCAGCCCCACCGCAGCCGCCCACUCGCUCUCGCCUGACCACCAGCCGCACCAGAGUGCACGCAGUGCCCACCUCCGCAGCGCCAGGCGCUCUAAUCUUUGGCCGCGCCACAGCCGCCGCCCUCUCGCCCGCUUCCGCGCACGCAUUCUGCCAGCAUGUCUGAGCUCGACACCAGCAAGGACCUCGUGGCGCUCUUCGAGGCGCAGGCGCGCGCCACGCCCGAUGCCGUGGCGCUCGAAGACGAGAGCAAGACGCUCACCUAUGCGCAGCUCGAGGCGCAGACAUGCGCCCUCGCGCUGCGCCUGCGCCGCGAGCACGGCGUUGGGCGCGACGUGCUCGUCGGCGUGCUCAUGGGCCGCUGCGCCGACUAUGUCAUCGCCGCCAUCGCAGCGAUGCGUGCAGGCGGCGCCUUUCUCGUGCUCGAGCUGGCGUACCCGGACCAGCUGCUCUCGGACGUGAUCAAGGACGCAAAGCCCGCCGUCGUCCUCACGCAGGCGGCGCAGGCCGAGCGAGUCAAUGCGCGCGGUCGCCCGGGCGAGACGCCGGUGCCCGUCAUUGUGCUCGACCGGCCGCAGAGCGACGCUCUCAGCCUCUCUGGUGCAGCCGCUGAUGGCGAGGACCUGCCGCACGAGACCGAUCUCGACCGCCUGGCCUUCGUCUCGUACUCGUCGGGCACCACGGGCCGGCCGAAGGGCAUCGCGAACCCGCACCGGGCUGCCGUCGGCUCGUACAGCCUGCGCUUCAACGUCUCGCCGCUCGGACCGGGCGACCGCGUGGCGUGCAAUGUCUUCUUCAUCUGGGAGAUGCUGCGUCCGCUGCUGCGCGGUGCCACGACAGUGGCCGUGCCGGACUCGGCGAGCUACGACCCCGAGGCGCUCGUCGACUUCCUGGCGCGCCGGCGCAUCACCGACACGCUCAUGACGCCGACGCUGCUGGCCAUCGUGCUCGCACGCAACGUCAACAUUGACGUCAAUGCGAGCGCCAAACUGCCGCUGCCGCAUCUGCCGCUGCCGGACCUGCGCUCGCUGUGGCUCAACGGCGAGGUCGUGACGACGGACCUGUACCGCCGCGCCACGCAGACGCUUCCGCCGCAGGUGCGCCUGCUGAACGUGUACAGCAUCAGCGAGUCGCACGAGGUUGCGGCUGGCGACAUUUCGCGCAUGAUGAUGGAGCUCGACCCCGACGGAGAUGGUGGUGCACGAACCACCAACGGCGGUGUGUGCCCCGCCGGCUACCUGCUGAGCCCGCAGCACGUCUACAUUGUCGACCCCGAUCUCAGCGGAGACCAGCUCAAGCUCGUCGAGCCCGGUCAAGGCGGCGAGCUCUGCAUCGGUGGCCCUCUGCUCGCCCGCGGCUACCUCAACAUGCCCAAGGCGACGUCGCAGGCCUUCCUGCAGGACCCCUUCUCGAAGGAGGGAGGGCGCCUCUACCGCACGGGUGAUUCUGCCAGAGUGCUGCCCAGCGGGCUCGUUGAGAUCACGGGACGCAUCGGCGGCAUGAUCAAAACGCGCGGCUACACGGUGCAGCCGGCUGCCGUCGAGGCGGCGAUCCUCAAGCAUCUCGCGGUGCGCGCAUGCACGGUCGUCGGACACGGCUCGGGUCUCGAGAAGCGUCUCGUGGCAUACAUCGUCAGAGACACCGAGGCGCCGGGCGAGCGGGUGGUGCCGUCGAUCGAGAUGCCGCUGGCGCGCAGCUCCGAGGCGCGCAAGGUGCUCAUCGACCACUUGGCGCACUACAUGAUCCCCUCCACCUGGAUCGAGAUGGACGAGCUGCCGACCCACGUUGUGUCGGGCAAGAUUGACAAGAAGGCGCUGCCUCCGCCGCCGAUGACGCGUCCGGGCACCCCUACGCCCGCCGUGGCAGCCGCCGUCGGCGCCCGCCAGAUCCGGCUCGAGACCAUCGUCGAGGCCUGGGCCGCCUCGCUCAACAUUCCGCAGGACGCCAUCGCCGGCAAGGACACGGACAUCAACUUCUUCGACCUCGGCGGCCACUCGCUGACGCUGGCUGAUCUGGCCGGCCGCCUCACGCGCGCCUUUGGCUUUCCCGUGCCGCUGAGCGCGCUUGCCGUCAAGGCUUCGCUCGAGGGCCACAUGGCUGCAGUCCGGGCAGCCCGUGACGGACAUCUGGCAGAGCUUGAGGCAGAUCUGCCCGCUGUGCUGCGCGCCGACUGCGAGCUGGCGGACAACAUCCGCGCGCCUGCCGAACAGCGCCGUCGCUCCCGCCUCUCUGAGGCGCAGGCGGUCCUGCUGACCGGCGCCACCGGCUAUCUGGGCGCCUUCGUGCUCAAGGCACUGAUCGAGCGCACCGACGCCACUAUCAUCUGUCUUGUGCGCUUCUCGCAGCCCUCGAAGAGCUGCGAGGCCGCCGGCAUGGCGCGCAUCCGCGACAACCUCAUGGGCCUGGGGCUCUGGCACGACGGCCUGCUGGACCGCAUCGAGAUCCUGCCCGGCAACCUGCCCCAGCUCAACCUCGGUCUGUCGCACCAGGCCUUCACCGAGCUGGCGCGGCGUGUGCAGGUCAUCGUGCACGGUGCGGCCAUCGUCAACCUGGCGUACCCCUACGGCGCGCUGCGUGCUGCCAACGUGGGAGGCACGCGCGAGAUUUUGCGCCUGGCGUCCAUCGGCGGCGCGACCGUGCACCACGUGUCGAGCAACGGCGUGCUGCCGGCCUCGACGUGCACCGCCGACGCGCUGCAGACCUGGCCCGAGGAGACGAACAUCGACGUCGACGAGGUCAUCAAGCGCAUUCCAGACGGCUACGGCCAGACGAAGUGGGUCGCAGAGCAGCUCGUGAUGAAGGCGCGCGCCCGCGGCAUCGAGGCCUCCAUCAUUCGGCCAGGCACGCUCGCUGGCAGCAGCACGAGCGGCGCGUCCAACCCGUACGACAUGCUCAACGCCCUCAUCGUCGAGUCUGUUCGUCUUGGCUACUCGCCCGAGAUUGACGGCUGGCGCUGCGAGAUGACGCCGGUCGACUUUGUCGCCGAGGCGAUUGCGGCGCUGUGCGACGAGCCCAACGAGAGCGCCGUCCAGCGCGAGCAGUUCACGUACCACGUCGGCGAUAAGGAACCGCUGCCCGCGUCGCAGGUCUUUGAGAUUCUGCGGCAGAUCGGCUACGCGACGAAGCCGCUGCCGUGGGACCAGUGGGUCGCAAAGUGGCAGGACGAGGUGGCGUCGAAGACGACGGAGAAGUUCGGCAAGUCCGACGCUCCCUUCACCACGUCGGUGCUGAAGGGCAGCCUGCCGACGGCCGACGUGCUGAAGGACGUGCCGAUCCUCGACGACACGGCAACGCAGACGAUCCUCAAGAACGUGCUCGGCGUCGAGCGGCCGCGGACAGACCACGCGCUGUGGCGAGUCUACGCGCGUCACUUCUACGCUCGCGGCUGGCUGCCGCACGCGCCCUCGCGUGUGCCCAACGGGCUGCCUGGAGUGGCCGCGGCACCGAAGGGCCGCCUCGCUGGCCGCGUUGCGGUGGUGACGGGCGCUUCGUCCGGCAUCGGAGCGGCGGUCGCAGUCGCGCUCGCCAAGGAGGGCGCCCACGUCGCGAUCGCCGCGCGCCGCCGCGAUGCUCUGAGCGAAGUGCGGCAGCAGAUCACGCAAGCCUCGGGCGGCACCACCAAGGUCCUGCUGCAGGAGACGGACGUCACCAGCAAGGCGCAGGUGGACGCACUCGUCGCGGCCGCCACGACGGAGCUGGGCCCGAUCGACUUCUUCAUCAGCUGCGCCGGCGUCAUGUACUUCACCAUGAUGGCCAACGUGCAGGCCGAGGAGUGGGACCGGACCGUGGACGUCAACUGCAAGGGCCUGCUGCACUGUCUUGCCGCGAUCGUACCGCCGAUGCUGGCUCGGGGCACGGGCCACAUCGUCGCCAUCUCGUCCGACGCCGGCCGCAAGGUGUUCGCCGGCCUCGGCGUCUACUCCGCCAGCAAGUUCUUCGUCGAGGCGGCACUCCAGGCGCUGCGCGUCGAGACGGCCGGCAGCGGCCUGCGCGUCACGUCGGUGCAGCCCGGCAACGUGGCCACGGGGCUGCUCGGCAUGUCGACGGACCAAGAGGCGCUCAAGAAGUACGGCGAGCCGUCCGGCGCCAAGGUGCUGGACGCCGAGGACGUCGCCGGCUCCAUCGUGUAUGCCUUGUGCCAGCCGGCACACGUGGCGGUGAACGAGGUCAUGAUCGAGCCGCGCGACGAACCCAUCUAGACUCCUAGUCACGCUGUCUCGUUUCUCCUGCGAAUAGAUUAGUCGAAGAGCGCAGCU
Molecule: messenger RNA, 4284 nt
Organism: Tilletiopsis washingtonensis
Lineage: Eukaryota; Fungi; Basidiomycota; Exobasidiomycetes; Entylomatales
Product: non-ribosomal peptide synthetase
Exons: 1
Coding region: 187-4227 (1346 amino acids)
Source: RefSeq, a predicted model, not a curated record